AUGGGAAGCCGCGGGUCUGGCGUGCCGGGGCCCACGCUCUUCCUGCUGCUGGUGCUGCCGCCGCCGCUGCUGAGCGCGGGGAGCUUCCAGCACGACGGUCCAGGCUGGAAGGACCUCCACCACCUCAGUCUGGACUGGGGGAACCUCUACCGCCACCUCAGCCAGGACGCGGGAAACUUCCACCACCUCCGCGGCCCCAGCACCUGGACCCGGAAGAGCCGGGCAGAAGACAAGAAUUCCUGCCAGAGCUCUUUUGACCUCUACUUCAUCUUGGAUAUGUCAGGCAGUGUGAACAACAACUGGAUGGACAUUUACACCUUUGUGGAGGAUUUGGUCAAGAAGUUUGACAACCCUAACCUGCGGAUGUCCUUCAUCACUUACUCCACACUGGGUCACACCCUCAUGAAGCUCACCUCAGACAGGAAUGAAAUUCGUGAUGGUCUUAGCAGACUUCAGAAUAUAGUACCUAGUGGAGCCACACACAUGCAGGAAGGAUUUAAAAAGGCAAAUGAACAGAUUCAACAAGCUAACUCAGGAGGUAAGCUGCCUGCUGACGUCACUGUGCUCAGGUUCCUCCUCUGCGCAGAGCUCUGGGUGGUGGGUGCUCUGGUCAAGGUGGCCUCUCCCCAGGAGGAGGAGGUGUGGGAGCAGUGCUGUGGGCCCGGCAGCCUGAGGCAGGUCACUCCAGGUGCCUUGCUGACCAGGCCACUCCCUGCUUCUGCAGAAAACAAGGUUCCCUCUGUGAUUAUCUCCUUGACCGAUGGAACCCUGGAGGAAGCACCGUUUGAAAUGACUAAGGAAGAAGCUGACAAGGCUCGGAAAAUGGGAGCAACAGUAUACUGUGUGGGUGUAAAAGACUUUGAGGAAGACCAGUUAUUGGAAAUUGCAGACAGCCCCCGUCACGUCUUUGGAGUGGACCAAGGAUUCAAGGCUCUUAAAUACAUCGUUGAGCCACUCGGAACUAAGUCCUGUAUUGAAAUUACAGCUGUGGAGCCUUCCAGUGUCUGUACAGGAGAUGAAAAUGAAUUGAUGAUUUCUGGAAAAGGAUUUAAUAAUGCAAAGAAGAAGGAUGAAGUUAUUUGUAGAUUUAAGUUCAGCGACAAGCAGUUCUUUGAUAUAAAAGCCAAGUCUGUGAAAGAUACCAGUAUAACAUGCCCAGGAGUAAAGAUAGAGAAGCCAGAUCAGGAGGUCUUUGUUGAAGUUAGCCUGAACAAUGGUGUCAGCGUCAUCAACAACAAUGUUAGCAUCACCAGCAAGAACUGUGCAAGUACCAGGGAAGGGGGACCAGAUGACAAGAGUGCCCCACCAGCUGCCCCACCAGCUGCCCCACCAACUGCCCAGCAGCCUCCCGAGGAGCCUCCCUCAUCACCACCCCCACAGUUCAUCCCCUAUGUCAACCCUCUCUACUUCUCUGCCCUCAUCCCAGCCCUGCUCCUGUUCCUCCUGGUGCUCUGGUGCAUCUGGUGGCUGUGCCGCAGGAAGACUACAAAGGAGCCGCCACCAGUGCAGAAACCAGAAAGGGAGCCAGAGGAGACAUGUCAAAUGUCAUGCCCCACAGUGAUUGUCCCUUGUGGGUGCCAAGGAGGCAGGAUGAAACGAAUGGAGGGAAAACUGGAUACCUUGUGUGACUUUGUCCAGCGCUGCAACCAGAUGUCAUUGAUGUGGUGUCCGCCCAGGGACAUGGGGAAGUGCCUCAACUUUGCCCUAAUGAAGCCCCACUGUGGGCAAUUGCACUGCAGCCCUAAGGUCUGCCUUCAACCCAGCCGGGAGUGCUUCUCCAUCAACAGCUGCUGCUCACGGUGCCAAUGCCCCCCCGCCCGUUGCUCCAGGCUUCCCUCCAGGAUGCAGCCGCUCGUCUCUCCCCCUGCCCGGCCACGCUGCGGAGCCACUUUGUCACUCCAGCCCCCGUAG
Messenger RNA from Balaenoptera musculus (blue whale), 1911 nucleotides. RefSeq names its product anthrax toxin receptor-like. NCBI's taxonomy places the organism in Eukaryota, Metazoa, Chordata, Mammalia, Artiodactyla, Balaenopteridae. Gene Ontology annotation, molecular function: signaling receptor activity. Gene Ontology annotation, cellular component: membrane. The record is from RefSeq and is a predicted model, not a curated record.